UCCCACUUCUCUUUGUAGUGUCUGCAGAGAGCCUGGGGCCGUCCUGACCACAGUCCAAAAUGAGAGCCAGGCUCCUGGGGAGGGCAGUUCCCCUUCCUGUGUGCUGUGGAUGAGACAAUCCCAUGACAAGAAGCACUCGGACUCCGAGCGGCCACACCCGGUUAUCUCUGUCCGGCCAGCACUGAGGGCUCAUCCAUCUGCAGAGUCCGGCCCACUGGGAAGCGACGCCAUGACCCCCGCCCUCACAGCCCUGCUCUGCCUUGGGCUGAGUCUGAGCCCCAGAACCCACGUACAGGCAGGGCCCCUCCGCAAACCCAUCCUCUGGGCUGAGCCAGGCUCUGUGAUCAUCUGGGGGAGCCCCGUGACCAUCUGGUGUCAGGGGAACCUGAAGGCCGAGGAGUAUCAUCUGGAAAAAGAAGGAACCCAAGUACCCUGGGACAUGCAGAAGUCACUGGAACCCAGGAACAGGGCCAGAUUCUCCAUCUCAUCCAUGUCAGAGCACCAUGCAGGGAAAUACCGCUGUCAAUAUCUCGGCCCUGAAGUCUGGUCAGAGCGCAGUGAGCCCCUGGAGCUGGUGGUGACAGGAGUCCACAGCAAACCCACCCUCUCAGCCCUGCCCAGCCUUGUGGUGACCUCAGGAGGGACCGUGACCCUCCAAUGUGGCUCACAGAAGGGAUAUUACCGUUUUAUUCUGAUUAAGGAAGGAGAACACCAGCUCUACUGGAAUCUGAACUCACAGCAGCUCCCCAGUGGGUGGUUCGAGGCCCUGUUCCCUGUGGGUCCCGUGACCCCCAGCCACAGGUGGAUGUUCAGAUGCUAUUACUAUUAUAGAAACAACCCCCACGUGUGGUCAUACCCCAGUGACCCCCUGGAGAUUCUGCCCUCAGGCGUGUCUAGGAAGCCCUCCCUCCUGACCCUGCAGGGCCCUGUCGCGGCCCGUGGAGGCAGCCUGACCCUGCAGUGCCGCUCCGAUGUCGACUACGACAGAUUUGCUCUGUACAAGGACCAGGGAGUUCACCUCCUCCAGGGCUCUGGCCGGCAGCUCCAGGCUGGGCUCUCCCAGGCCAACUUCACCCUGAGCCCUGUGAGCCUCUCCCACGGGGGCCAGUACAGAUGCUCCGGUGCACACAACCUCUCCUUCGAGUGGUCGGCCCCCAGUGACCCCCUGGACAUCCUGAUCGCAGGACAGAUCCCUGACACACCCUCCCUCUCAGUGCAGCCGGGCCCCACGGUGGCCUCAGGAGAGAACGUGACCCUGCUGUGUCAGUCACAAGGGUGGAUGGACACUUUCCUUCUGACCAAGGAGGGAGCAGCUGAUGCCCCCGUGCUUCUAAGACCAAAGUACCAAUCUGAUAAGGACCAGGCUGAAUUCCCCAUGAGUCCUGUGACCUCAGCCCAUGCGGGGACUUACAGGUGCUACGGCUCCUACAGCUCCAUCCCCUACCUGCUGUCUCACCCCAGUGAGCCCCUGGAGCUCGUGGUCUCAGGAUCCUCUGCAGGCUCCGGCCCACCACCCGCAGGGCCAGCCACACCCGGUCUGGGAAGAUACCUGGAGGUAUUGAUUGGGGUCUCAAUGGGCUUCGUCCUGCUGUUCCUCCUUGUCUUCUUCCUCUUCCUCCGACGUCGGCGUCAGGAGAAACACAGGAGCUUGGACCAGAGGCAGGCUGAUUUCCACUGUCCUACAGGGGCUGUGGAGCCAGAGCCCAAGGACAGGAGCCUGCAGAGGAGGUCCAGCCCAGCUGCUGAUGUCCAGGAAGAAAACCUCUAUGCUGCCGUGAAGGACACACAGCCUGAGGACGAGGUGGAGCUGGACACUCAGGCUGCUGCACCUGAAGGCCCCCAGGAUGUGACCUACGCCGAGCUGCACAGCUUGACCCUCAGACGGGAGGCAACUGAGCCUCCUCCCUCCCGGGAAGGGGCCCCUCCAGCUGAGCCCAGCAUCUACGCCACUCUGGCCGUCCACUAGUCCAGGGGGGACCCAGACCCCACACUCAACAGGACACUCAGGGACUCCAGAAGACAUGGGAGUAGACCCCAGUGGACCCCAGCCAGCCUGGACCCCUAACACAGACCACCAGGAGGCACUGGGAACUUGUGGUACUAAAUGACUAAUAUCCUUGCAUUUUGGAAAUAAAGCAACA
Saimiri boliviensis boliviensis (Bolivian squirrel monkey) is the source of this 2141-nucleotide messenger RNA. Its product is annotated as leukocyte immunoglobulin-like receptor subfamily B member 3. Gene Ontology annotation, biological process: immune response-regulating signaling pathway; cytokine-mediated signaling pathway. Gene Ontology annotation, molecular function: inhibitory MHC class I receptor activity. The record is from RefSeq and is a predicted model, not a curated record. Lineage: Eukaryota; Metazoa; Chordata; Mammalia; Primates; Cebidae. Gene Ontology annotation, cellular component: plasma membrane.